UCCCAAACCAAUUGCAUAAUAGGCGUAAUGUCCUUACACCUACGAUUCAACUUAACUUCCUGAAAAUCGUUGCUAUUUUGGGAAAAAGUAUUUCCAUAUUAAUUAUCGUUAACGCUCGAUUAUCAUUUCCUUCACUGCACUGGUACAAAUCAAAUGAAAAACACAAUAUAUUGCGAUAGUCGACAAAUGGCGCAAAACGGACGCUUAUUGUGUUUCGAAGCACACUACUAAAAUUUGCGGACGUAGUAGUGCCUAACAGUAAAUGCAAUGUCGAGCCUGUUUUAAUGGUUAACUUCCUUACAAAUCGGUUCAGUACGGCUCGGUUCACUGACAAUGAUAGGCAUAAUAGUGAUUGUGGUGUGUUUAGCUUUGUUGCUUAGAAUUUACCUCUAUCGGAGGCGCUUUCUGACUGCUAUGGAAACUAUACCAGGCUCCAGAGGGCUUCCCUUUCUGGGCAACGUGAUUGAGCUAUUGUUAUGUGAUACAACGGAUCUACACGAAAAGCUUGACGCAUGGACCAAACAGUAUGGCACCCGAAUAAAGAUCGACUUGUUCACCAAAUUUUGGAUCGUGCAUAGUUCUCCUGAAGAUAUGGAGACAAUCGCCACAAACAACAGCUUCAAUCGCAAAUCGGAGGAAUACGACACUUUACUGGAAUGGCUGGGCAGGGGAAUCCUUCUAGAUCAUGGUUUAAAUUGGUUUGCCAACAGGAAAGCUUUGACGAAUGCCUUUCAUUUCAAAGUACUGGAGAAUUUUAUCCCAACAUCCCAGGAACAGUCGGAGAUUUUGGUUGAAAAGUUGUUGAGUUAUGGAGGUCAGACGAUCGAUAUCUUACCCAUCAUGAAGUUGUAUACGCUGGAUGUGAUUCUGGAAACUGCGAUGGGUGUCACGUGCGGUGCACAGAUGAACGACUCCGACUACGUACGGGCGGUAGCUGGUUUAAGUCACAUCACGUACUGGCGAAUGUUCAAUUUGCUUGGUUUCUCCGAUGCAACGUUCAGAUUCACCAAGCAUUAUCAACCCUAUCGUAAAAUGUUAAAAAUUAGCAACGAUUUCACAAGGGAGGUUAUAACCCGAAGGCGCCUGGAACUUUAUAAUAAUAGAUCAGAGAGUGAGAUGAAUAGUGUCAAUGAGGAUCGUAAGAAAAGAGUUGCCCUACUGGACAAAUUGCUUGAAAUGGAAGUGAACGGCAGGAAAUUGAACGAUGAAGAGAUUAGGAGCCAAGUUAAUAAUUUCAUGUUCGCGGGUCACGACACGACCUCUAGUGCCCUGACAUUUAUAACAUACUUACUGGCAAAGCAUCCAGAUGUGCAGGAGAAACUUCACCAAGAAAUCUCAACCGUACUUGGAGGCACGACAAUCCCAUCACUCACAUCAAGCAUUUUGAACCAACUCAAGUAUAUGGAUUCCGUAAUCAAAGAAUCUCUUAGAAUCUACUCACCGGUCCCAUACUUUUCGCGAACGAUCGACAAAGAAACGGAACUGUCCGGUGUGCGUUACCCGGCAGGCACGACAAUCACUUGUGGGGUUUAUUUCAUGCAUCGAAAUCCCGCAUACUUUCCGGAACCGUUGAGUUUCAAGCCGGAACGAUUCGAUACCGCCAUGAAUCAGGAGCGAAGGAAUCCCUAUGUUUAUAUCCCGUUCAGUGCCGGUAGUCGGAACUGUAUCGGUCAAAAGUUUGCGAUGAACGAACUCAAGGUUGCACUUCUCUACGUUGUUCUUCGCUGUCGAGCCGUGCUGGAGAAUCCUAGCUACGAGCCUAGGUUGAAGGCAGAGCUGGUUCUGAAGCCAGUAGGAGGCAUGCCGCUACGGUUUCUACCCAGAACUAAAUAGAAUGGAUACUGAGUCUCCAACGUAUUAUUUUUUCAAUUUGUGUGUUUGAAUUCGGUUAAACAUUAGAUACACCUGAAAUUUGUACGGUUUUCUAUGCAUGUGUUUAGUCUAUAGGUAACCUUUUUUAUUAGCGCGAUAUCUUCUUCCAGGACUGUGUUUUUGGGGGAUAUGGAUCUCGAAGUUUUGUUUAUUUUAAGCGAGGUGAGCUGGUAUUGCUCCCUGAAACAUGGCGGAAAGUGUGAAUUGUAUUUGUGUUAUUAAUCAUUUUUAUUUGUCUUGUCACAUUAAUUGGUUUAGUAAAAGUGAAAAUAUAGACAACUAUUGUGUGCAGAGUAAUAUAACCUGUUACUAUAUGUAGUGUAGGGGGAGGUAUGACUUGACCAACCGAGAGAUUCCAUAAUUACCAAUAAUAUGUUAGAUUUAGUCUCUAUUCGCCUUUCUCGUGAAUAAAGCUGUUCGCUCACGAGGCGACAGGACACACGCCACAAAAAAUA
Topomyia yanbarensis is the source of this 2327-nucleotide messenger RNA. Its product is annotated as cytochrome P450 4d2-like. The record is from RefSeq and is a predicted model, not a curated record. The transcript has 7 exons. Gene Ontology annotation, molecular function: iron ion binding; heme binding; oxidoreductase activity, acting on paired donors, with incorporation or reduction of molecular oxygen. The coding region runs from base 334 to 1833 and encodes 499 amino acids. Lineage: Eukaryota; Metazoa; Arthropoda; Insecta; Diptera; Culicidae.